Pieris macdunnoughi is the source of this 1164-nucleotide messenger RNA. Lineage: Eukaryota; Metazoa; Arthropoda; Insecta; Lepidoptera; Pieridae. The record is from the annotation of a GenBank genome assembly.
AUGAAUUCGUGUACAAGAAUGUGGAAGAUAUGGAAUGGGCUUACCAGAACUUUACCCAAACCUAUAAAGAAAUAUCCUUUACCUAAGCUGUGCAGUAGCAUGAGCACCAAUGCAUCAAUACCAGAGUACAAACGAGAAAUGGAGACAUUUCAAGACGUGUAUCCUAGUAUUAUUGAGACUAUAAGCAAAAAUCCAGGCCUUUAUGAUAACCCAGAUGUUGAUGCAUGGAUAAAAAAGUUAUUGGACUACAACUUGCACGGUGGUAAAAAAGCCCGAGGCUUGGCUACUAUAUUUGCAUACGAGAUACUUGAAAAGCCAGAAAAUAUCACUGAGGAAUCUCUUCGCUUAGUAAGAGUUCUGGGAUGGUGUGUAGAAAUGUUACAAGCAUACUUCCUGAUAAUGGACGAUAUUAUGGACGCGUCGUUAACACGAAGGGGAGUUCCAUGUUGGUACCGUCUGCCCGAGGUCGGUCUGGGCGCUAUCAACGAUUGCAAUUUAGUUCAGGCCGCUAUGUACAUUGUAUUAAAGGAAUAUUGUGAAAAAUUACCUACAUAUAACAAUAUUGUGCAUCUGUUUAAUGAGACGUUAUUCUAUACAGCUAUAGGCCAGCACUUGGACUUUACAAUGGCACACAGAGUGAAAAGCGAUUACAGUUUGUUCACACCCGAACGGUACAGUGCUAUCGUGACAUAUAAAACCGCGUAUUACACGUUCAAAUUGCCGGUAUUUUUGGGAAUGCUUGUGACGGACAAUGUACCACAACACUCGCAUCAGACGGCCGAGAAGAUAUGUUUGGAUUUGGGCUAUUUAUUUCAAAUGCAGGACGACUACAUAGACUGUUUCGGUGCUGAGCACCUAACAGGCAAAGCAGGAACCGAUAUCCAAGAAGGGAAAUGCUCAUGGCUGGCCGUGCAAGCUCUGCAACGGUUAUCUGAACCGCAGCGAAAAGUGUUCAUAGCGUGCUAUGGAAGCCACGAACCAGCCCAUGUCGAACGAAUAAAACGACUCUAUCAAGAACUCGGUUUACCAGAACUAUACCGUCGAGAGGAAAAACAACGAUACGAUGCGAUAGUAAAGCUCUCGCAAACAUUCCUUCCUGAUUCAGGGAAUAUGCCCGAUUUGUUCAUGAAACUGUUAGCACUAACUUAUAAUAGAAAGAAAUAA